Molecule: messenger RNA, 729 nt
Organism: Prorocentrum cordatum
Lineage: Eukaryota; Dinophyceae; Prorocentrales; Prorocentraceae
Source: the annotation of a GenBank genome assembly
GUGAAAUCCCAGGCCGACAAGUGGUUGGAUCACUUCAACGCCCGCCACAACCCGAGUGGCAACUUUUGGGUGGACAGCAAGAAGCGCCCAGCUGAUUUCGCCGCUGAAGGCGACGAAGCGGUCACCCUGCCGAAACUGUCUCCUGAGGACCCAGAGACCAUAGAGGAGCUCGAGAAGGGAGCAGCAGGCCAGGGCUUGAAGAAGGGGCUAAGCACCCUCCAGACUGGCUUGCUUGUGGCGAAGACGACGGAGGGCGCCGUCUACCUCUAUGCAGAAGAUGCAGACAUGGUCGCCCGGAAGGACACCCCUUUGUAUGGUUGGGGGCCGGGGAAAUGGCUUGUGGAUAAAGAGCUGAAAGCAGCGGAAGACAAGACUGCUUCCGCCCCAACCCUCGCCCCGUUCAUGUGCAACGAUACUCGAGAGGAGAUCCGCUUCUAUGGAAAGCCGCCAUUCACAGACGCUGCGUUUUCGAGCUCCCCACAGCCAUUGCGUCAGUUUUUGCAGUACUUGGAAAAGACGCACAAUGUGACAGAGCAUACGUUGGUGAACCACACGGUGGAGAGGACCGACGGCGGGGCUAAUAGCAACCCAGACUACAUUGUCAAGCAGGUUUUGCCAUGUAAGUUUCUACCAUCUAGCAAGGACGACAAGAACUGGUGCGUUGCUGUCACGCAUGCUAAGAUCGCCGCGUCCGAGCGGGUGCGCGCGAUGGUUGACAUCGAGUGCCAG